AUGCGCGGGGCAGCGUGUGCGCGAAGACGUCCAUGGUGCCCGGAAUUGCUGGCAUGUUGUUUCGAGUUGGUGGAAGUGGAGCCGGCUGAGUUGGCAGCCCUACAAACGGCGUAUCGGUAUGGCACACGGUUCUUCCGGAUGCGUCUCAGGGAGUUGGAAGAUGCCGGGUGGGGGUGCGUGCUGCUGGACCCGACACAGGUACGUGCGUCGCACGUGAGUGAGUCGCACGUAAACGAGUUGGGGUCGUACUCGGGACACCGAGUGUACCUGCACUACCUCGCGGCCAACCCCGCGCUGGAUGCGUUGGGCGAGCCAGCACCGCCGCCGGCGUGGAUUGCAGCGAACGCACUUUCGUUCAUGAUCGACUCCGUGGAUGAAGACGAGUUGCUCGCCCUCGACCUCAGCGAUGACCCUGGCAGCGCUGCCGACUUCUUCCGUACCUUGCUCACCGUCAGUGCGAGUCAACUUGGACUCGCUCUGGACCAAUUGGACCCUGCUUGCCUGCAGGGAGUCGCCGAAGAUUUCGUGGGCCUGCACCGCGAGGAGAAAGCUGUAGAGCGGUGGCUCGAGUCCCUGCGACGGGAAUUUGCCCAACCCCUCAAGCGAAUCAUACGCCUCGACCACAACCACGUGAGGGAACGAGACCUGACUGGCGAGCACGUGGCUCGGGAGUUGACUGCGGCUGGUGGUGACGUGGUUGGCGUGACUGGUGGGGACCUGGUAGCUCUGGACGUGGCUGGUGAGGUUCAGGAGGCGGCUGCCGCUGGACGAGAUGCAGCUAGGCAAGCUGUCGCAGUGUUGGCGAAAACGGUGACCAUUCGGGAAAUCGGCCGUGGGAAUCGGAACUUCAUGCCCCCCGACGAGCUCCUAAGCGACGUGGCUGAGGCUAAAAGCGAGUGGGAGGCAAGGAUGCCGCGCGUCCAGAGUUCAAGGUAA
This is a messenger RNA of Gregarina niphandrodes, 936 nucleotides long. RefSeq lists its product as hypothetical. The transcript has a single exon. The coding region runs from base 1 to 936 and encodes 311 amino acids. The record is from RefSeq and is a predicted model, not a curated record. NCBI's taxonomy places the organism in Eukaryota, Apicomplexa, Conoidasida, Eugregarinorida, Gregarinidae.